AUGCAAUCCCCUACUGAUUAUCAUUAUCGGGCUGUUCAAUAUGUUCUUAGGUACAUAAAAUCUAAACCCUCAGAAGGAUUGUUCUAUUCUGCUAACUCUCCAAUACACCUAAAAGCUUUCAGCGAUUCGGAUUGGGCAACCUAUCCCAAUACUAGGAGAUCUACUACAGGGUUUUGUGUUUUUCUUGGUUCAUCCCUUGUUUCAUGGAAAUCCAAGAAACAGAACACUGUUUAUAGGUCCUUUACUGAGGUAGAAUAUCGAGCACUAGCAACUACUACGUGUGAAAUACAGUGGAUUAAAUAUCUUUUAAAAGACCUACAGGUUCUAGAAGUUGGAACUAGAACUUUGUACUGCAAUAAUAAAUCGGCCAGACACAUAGCUCAUAAUCAGAGCUUUCACGAAAGAACCAAGCAUAUAGAGCUUGAUUGCCACGUUGUUCGUGAGAAGGUACAUGGAAAUCUUCUGCGUCUUCUUCCCGUAUGUUCGGACGAGCAGCUCUCCGACAUAUUCACGAAGUUUCCUCAUCGCUUCCGGUUCAGAUCGAUUGUUCCCAAGCUUGGAUUAGUAAUUGUACAUCAUCCAACUUGA
This is a messenger RNA of Vigna radiata var. radiata (mung bean), 588 nucleotides long. RefSeq lists its product as uncharacterized. The coding region runs from base 1 to 588 and encodes 195 amino acids. Lineage: Eukaryota; Viridiplantae; Streptophyta; Magnoliopsida; Fabales; Fabaceae. The transcript has a single exon. The record is from RefSeq and is a predicted model, not a curated record.